CCCUAGCGCUGCGUCGCGUCCUGCCUUUCUGGCACCGAGUACGCGGGUAGGUCCUGUCUUGAAGUGUGCACCACGGGCCUUGUCCCAGAACGCAAGUGAUGGAGAGCACGCUGGCCGUGCCCCAGCUGCCCCCACACGACCCGGGGACGCCGCCGCUGUCAGUGGUGGACAUGCACACGGGCGGCGAGCCCCUGCGCGUCGUGCUGGCCGGGUGUCCAGAGGUGGCGGGGCCCACGUUGCUGGCCAAGCGGCGCUACAUGCGUGAGCACCUUGACCAUGUGCGGCGACGGCUCAUGUUGGAACCCCGAGGGCACCGAGACAUGUACGGGGCCGUUCUCGUGGCGAGCGAGCUGCCGGAGGCGCAUUUGGGCGUCCUAUUCCUGCACAACGAGGGCUACAGCUCCAUGUGCGGCCAUGCAGUGCUGGCGCUGGGCCGCUUCGCUGUCGACUUCGGGCUGGUGCCGGCACCCCCGGCCGGCACCCGCGAGGCCCGAGUCAACCUUCACUGCCCCUGCGGGCUGGUGACUGCCUUUGUGACUUGUGAAGGCGGCCGCAGCUGCGGCCCGGUGCGCUUCCACAGCGUCCCUGCCUUCGUGCUGGCCACAGAUCUCAUGGUGGCGGUCCCUGGACACGGGCAGGUGGUGGUGGAUAUCGCAUAUGGCGGUGCCUUUUAUGCAUUUGUCAGUGCUGAAAAGUUAGGACUUGACGUUUGUUCUUCAAAGACAAGAGACCUCGUGGAUGCAGCAAGUGCAGUGACAGAGGCAGUGAAAGCUCAGUUUAAAAUUAAUCAUCCUGAUAGUGAAGACCUUGCCUUUCUAUAUGGAACUAUAGUAACAGAUGGAAAAGAUGCUUAUAGCAAGGAACCAACUACCAACAUCUGUGUGUUUGCUGAUAAACAGGUUGACAGAAGCCCCACUGGCUCAGGAGUAACAGCCCGGAUUGCUCUACAGUAUCACAAAGGCCUUCUAGAACUGAACCAGACCAGAGCCUUUAAAAGCAGUGCGACUGGCUCAGUGUUCACAGGGACUGCUGUGAGGGAAGCAAAAUGCGGUGACUUUAAAGCUGUUAUAGUGGAAGUAUCGGGACAAGCCCAUUACACUGGAACAGCAAGCUUUACCGUGGAAGAUGACGACCCCUUGAGGGAUGGCUUUCUUCUCAAGUGACUUCUCCCAUGACUUUUAUGGGCUUUCUUUCUAAAGUAAUCAUCAUUUGAAAGUAAUGUUUUCUUUAAAUUAUGUGAAACCAAUGUCCAAAUUAUUUUCUCUCUGAAAUAGUACAGUGUAGCCAAAUAUAAAGUCAUUAUACCUUAUGUUUGCAAAUGUCCAUUGGCAUAAAUAUAACUAUGUGUAGCGUGCAAAAUGCCAAAAAUUCAGAGUCUUCCUCUAGUUAUUAACAUAUCAGGUAAAAUUAAAAUCUUAGUUAAAAUGUUCACUUUUAAAAAUAUUCCCUGGAAGUUAUUAUAAUAUUUCACUUUAAAAACUCUUUGAAUAAUAUCUGAAAUUGUAACCCUUUCAUCAAUAAACUUUACAAGUCCAUUA
This is a messenger RNA of Tupaia belangeri chinensis (Chinese tree shrew), 1538 nucleotides long. It is a transcript of the gene L3HYPDH, whose product is annotated as trans-L-3-hydroxyproline dehydratase. The coding region runs from base 99 to 1163 and encodes 354 amino acids. Lineage: Eukaryota; Metazoa; Chordata; Mammalia; Scandentia; Tupaiidae. The transcript is spliced from 5 exons. Gene Ontology annotation, molecular function: hydro-lyase activity. The record is from RefSeq and is a predicted model, not a curated record.